AUGGAGUUCAAGCCCAAGGCGACCGUCUGCGUAGCGCUGUUGAUGCUGCUCCUGCUUUCUUCCUACGACGGCGGCGGCACGGCGGAGGCGCGGGUGUGCACGGGGAAGAGCCAGCACCACUCGUUCCCGUGCGUCUCGGACAAGAUCUGCGCAGGUACCUGUACCAAGGAGGAGGGCAGCCACUGGACCGCCGGAUACUGCCACCGGAGAAUCUGCACCUGCCAGAAGAGGUGCUAG
Molecule: messenger RNA, 237 nt
Organism: Lolium rigidum
Lineage: Eukaryota; Viridiplantae; Streptophyta; Magnoliopsida; Poales; Poaceae
Product: defensin-like protein 1
Exons: 2
Coding region: 1-237 (78 amino acids)
Biological process (GO): defense response
Source: RefSeq, a predicted model, not a curated record